Messenger RNA from Drosophila willistoni, 2708 nucleotides. It is a transcript of the gene Pi3K21B, whose product is annotated as phosphatidylinositol 3-kinase regulatory subunit gamma. The coding region runs from base 500 to 2086 and encodes 528 amino acids. Gene Ontology annotation, biological process: phosphatidylinositol phosphate biosynthetic process; insulin receptor signaling pathway. The record is from RefSeq and is a predicted model, not a curated record. Gene Ontology annotation, cellular component: phosphatidylinositol 3-kinase complex. NCBI's taxonomy places the organism in Eukaryota, Metazoa, Arthropoda, Insecta, Diptera, Drosophilidae. The transcript is spliced from 3 exons. Gene Ontology annotation, molecular function: 1-phosphatidylinositol-3-kinase regulator activity.
CCAUCUCUACACCGCACGUUCCCAAAAAAAGUACGAUAGUGUGUGCAUGCUAUAAUUUAUUUUCCAAUUUGUCGUCCAAAAAGUGCCGUAUAAAAAUGUUUUAAACUUCUCACUCACAAGUCCAGGCCAUAUGAGAAGAAUAAAUUUAUCUAAAACCUACAACGAAUUAUUAAAAGCGAACAAUUUUUGUAUAAGAAAUGAACGUUUUUUUUUCUACAUAUUUUAACCAGUGUCUCUUAUUGUUGUAGUAUUAGUGUGUAUUCGCGUCCCUGUCCCUCUCCCGUAUCAAUUGAAUCGCGAAAUCCAGCAUAAAGAUGUGUGCUGCUCGGUAGUGAACGUUUUUGUUAUAAAAAGCGUAAAAUUAAAUAAAACCCGAAAGGGGAAAGAAAACGAAAAUUUAAUUCGACAAUCGUUGGAGAGACUUACAAAUCAACUAUUUAAGAUUUGCUAAGGAAUUUUGUUUUUUUUUUUUGGCUAGAGAAAAGCAAAAUCAACCAAAAUGCAACCAUCACCGUUACAUUAUUCCACAAUGCGUCCACAGGCGCCCGGAUCGCUGGCCGAUCCCAAUGAGGAAGAGUUACGCCUGGCUCCCUGGUAUUGGGGACGCAUUGAUCGCGAGGAGGCCAAGAUUAUAUUGCAUGGCAAGCCCGACGGGAGUUUCCUGGUGCGCGAUGCUCUUUCGAAGAAGGGAGAAUACACAUUGACCCUGAUGAAAGAUGGCAACGAGAAGCUGAUUAAGAUCUGCCACAUGAACGGCAAAUAUGGAUUUGUUGAGAAAUAUCUAUUCAGUUCUGUGGUGGAUAUGAUUAACUAUUACAAGGCCAAUUCUCUGAUGAUGUAUAAUAAAACGUUGGACAUUACGUUAAGUAAUCCCAUUGUUCGCACAUACGAGGAGGAUGAAUAUCAACCGCAGGGCGAUUUGCGUUUGCUUAGCAAUGAUUUUCGCCGUGUCUCGCAGCUAUUGCAGCAGCAGGAACAAAUGCUCGAUCAAAAGAAGACAUCGUUCAAUGCCAUUAGAGAGGAGCUACAGGAGAAGAAAUUGCAUCAGAAUGUUUUUGGCAAUGCCGAGAAAAUGUUUCGUGAUCAAAUAAAGGUCAUUGAAUCGUUUAUUAGGCAACCACCAGUGAAUACAGCUGGAGCAGGAGGAGGACCAGCUGUUGGUAGCGGUGCUGGUGCCGCAUCAGCAGCAUCGUUAUCAUCAUCGUGCACAACGAAUAAUGCCGCAACCCGCCAACAGGAGCAAGAACAUCUACAGGAGAGUCUUGCCCAAGCCAAUGCCCAUCUCGAUGAGUUGCAUUCAAAAAUGGAAAAACUGAAUCAUUAUAUCGAGAACAAAAAGGAAGAUGAGCUGCUACUGGAGCGGCAAAUCAAUGCGGCCAAACCGGAGUUACAAAUGCUUCAAUUGCGCAAGGACAAAUUCAUUGAGCGCCUGAAAACUCACAAUCUCACAGUGGAUGAUAUGAAUGCAAUUCUUGAGAUGGGCUUCGAUAAGUGGCGGCAACAUUACGAACUGGUCUCGAAUCAACCACAUCGCAACGAGUCCUUGUGGUUCCUCAACGAUGCCAAGCGACGUGAUGCAGAGGAACUGCUCAAAGGUGCACCGACGGGCACAUUUCUGAUACGUGCCCGCGAUGCUGGUCAUUUCGCUCUGUCGAUUGUAUGCAAGGGUAGUGUACAUCAUUGCAUCAUCUAUGAGACGGAAAGUGGUUUUGGUUUUGCAGCCCCGUACAAUAUAUAUCCAACCCUAACGAAACUAGUUGAUCACUAUGCCUCGAACUCUCUGGAAGAGCACAAUGACACAUUGACCACCACGUUGCGUAUUCCGGUAAUGCAUUGGGAUCAAAACAAACAGCAUAUAUUAGAGGAGAUGCAAGAAGAGGUGGACUGCGUCUUGGAUGCCGAUCAACCUGAUGGUGCUGCUGCCUCUAUGAUGCCUCCGCCACAAUCGCAAGCCGCAAGUGCUCCCAUCCCAACGACAAGGGUUCGUGAUCAUUAUCAGCAUCAGGAUACAGUGGAUGGUGGCGAUGGUGCAACGGAAACGCCAACGUCCACCACUUCUCCUUCAAAUUUUAGUGUUUCGCAAUAGGCAGCUAGGAACAGAGAAAGAAAGAGAGACAGCGAGAGGGAGAGAACUUAAACUCUCGUGUCGGCUUCUUCUUUAAUCUCCAGUCUUCAACAUAAACAAACAAAAAUGAAACAAAACAAAAAAUUGUAACCCUCAGGCUAGCUAGCUAGAGAUGUAGCCCCUCCCUAUGGGAACCAUUGCUCCAAAAAGCUCUUAUCUCUCUAAACUAUCCAUAUACUAUAUAUAUACUAUAUAUACUGAUUAUAUAUAUGUAUAAAUAUUUUUGUGUGUGAUGGCGGCAGUUCAACUGCCACCCGCUCGAAACAGAAACAAGUAAAUUUUGGUGAUCAUGUUGUUAGAAGCGUGUUGUCAGGUAAAUUGUCUCCGAUUUAAUAGGAAUCGCAGUGUUUUUAUAUAUAUUUAUAUAUAUAUCCAAUAUAUUUGUUUUUGUAAUACUGCAUUUUGCGUGAUAAUUGAUAAGUGGAAGCUAUCUAGAUUUCAAGUAUAUCCUUACCAUAUACCCCCCAAUUAUGUUUAUAUAUAGAUAUAUUUAUGUGUAUAUAUACAUAUAUCUAUAUAUUUUUUUUAUAUAUAUGCAUGAAUAACAAAAAAGGUUCUGUCCAUCACGCUGUGCGUUGAGAAA